Molecule: messenger RNA, 4883 nt
Organism: Penaeus monodon (black tiger shrimp)
Lineage: Eukaryota; Metazoa; Arthropoda; Malacostraca; Decapoda; Penaeidae
Exons: 32
Coding region: 129-4883 (1584 amino acids)
Cellular component (GO): cell surface
Molecular function (GO): heparin binding
Source: RefSeq, a predicted model, not a curated record
AGGUAAUGACUGCAUGGGCAAUCGGGGUUAAGGUAGUUACACACUCCUCACUUAAUAGAGAAACACGUCGUCUCUUCCGAUAAAGAAGAAAGACUUGACACUACCGUGAAACCAUCGGUGUGAAGUCCAUGAUGUGGACCACAAUCACGGUGGUACUAACCCUCCUUGGGGGAAUGGCUGCUGGGUUGCCUGAGAUGCCAUCAGUGGGCGAUCUGAUUGACGCUGUAGGAGAAAGGCCUUUUAGAUCACUGAGGGAUUUGAAUGACUACACAAAUAGUCUUCUUGAUCUUGCCAACCACCACAUGGCAAGGUCUUUCGCAGCAGAGACGCGACGAUACAAAAGGGCCCUUGAUCUGACUUCGAUAAAAGUGAGUGGUACAGCAGGUUAUGGUACAGGAUACAUGUUUGCCAUGGACGAUUUGUCAAAGUUUAAUUCUACAAAUCUGCUUGGGGUGACUAAACUAACGGUGCAUGAUGGUCAAAACAAUGCUUACUGGAUUCUGACUUACGACGGGCAGCAGAGAUCCCAUGCUGUGGUUCAAGUGGACCCUGCUUUGAGCUUGUUGAAACUAGUAAACGUUUUUCAACUACCUGAAGUACCAGUCUUGGGAAAAUGUGAAGCUUAUAUCCACAAUGGAGUACUAUGGAUAGUAAUAUCAAGUGUGGACAAAGACUUGGUUAAAACGAUUCGUGUGGACCUCCUCACGUCAAGUCUGGAUAUACCUCAAGUUCUCCAAGUAAAUGGAAUAGUAGGGGGAAUGCAUCUAUUUGAAGAUGGCGGCAGUUUGUAUUUGGUGAUGGGCAUAAGAAGUUCCGCUCCGGGAAAAGCACAUGAACCUUCUUCAAGUCUCUACAAACUAGUGGGUCACCACUUCGAUAAGCAGGAUGAAAUUUCGUUCAGAUGUCAAAAUGUAACUAGCAUAACUGGCUUCAAAAACAGAGGAGAAUACUACUUGGUCUUUGGCACAUCUAAUGUUGACGGUACCCAUGUGUAUAAAUUUAAUGAAGCAUUAAAUACCAUGUAUUUAAGCCAAAUACUAAAUGAGAUGGAAGUCGCUAGCACUGCAUACUUCUAUGAGCAGCAAGAGGGGAAACAUUAUGUAAUUCUAAAUAUUGGUGCUGAAGCAGUGGUCUACCGUUGGGAAGGUCUAGGGUUUCUCCAAUGGCAAACGUUGGAAACGCAGAACUCUGUACCCGCUAUUACAAGCAUACAGUCUUUCACUUUUCCAUCGCUAGAAACUAUUCUCAUGACUGCCCGUGGGGACAGUGUAUCCUUUUAUACAGAUGAUGUGUAUGGUUAUUUCAAGCCUAGCUUUGUAAUGCAAACGCACUGCCACUCCAUACAUAAUCUUCUCAUGAAGAGACUAAGCAAUACUUAUGUGAUUGUGUAUGUCUGUAAGGAAGGUGUAAAAAGCAGUCUCGACUCUAGGGAAGUGAUCAUGGACGAAGUAAACCUAGAGAAACCAAAAGACAGGGAAGAUCUUCUUCUCGAGUGUCUUGUCGACUUGCAAGCAGACUUGGAUGGCAGAAAACCAACAAUUUCUCUGCUUGAACAAGCAAUUGCAGAUGAAAUUGUGAUGACUAAUGAUGUAUCACAGACCUGGCAAGAAACUCAAAUCUUCACAGCUGGUCUGACCAUUGGUGGCACAACAGGUAUACUGCAGACUGCAAAUGUAAAGGGUCAAGGUACAACACAACCACAUGAAGAAACUUUCGAAGAGUUCUACGCAAAGACUGAUAGCCUGGAGGAUGAUGUAGAGGCCAUUGGUGCUAGCUUGGAUGGUGUCUUGUAUCAUUCAACAAACCAAGUGCUUUCAGGGUCUGUUGUUGCUUCUGUCAUAACUGCAGACAAAUUCGAAUCGAAUAGCACACGGGUUACAAAGUUAAAUGAUAUGCCGGUGCUGGAUAUGUCUAGCACAUUUAUGAUUGAUGGAAUAGAGCAGAACAUAAGGUCUUCAAUGUACGUUCAUUCAAUGAAAACGGAUCUCUUCUCUACUAGAGAGCAAGGCUUGUCUGCACCUAUUAAUGAUGUGCUUACCAACCAAUUCAUGAGGAAGUCUGUUGCUUCACAAGAAGUAACGGGUAAUCAUCACUACAGUGAUUUCCAUGUAAACCACAUCCAUGGCAAGCAGGGUGAUGGAUCUCCAUUAGUCCUUAAUGGAAUAGACACUAGUAAAAUUGUGACUAAAGGAAACAAUUUUACCUUUAUGGACAAGAAAACCUUCCAUAGCAUGACCAUUCUGCAAGAGUUAGAUGUUCAACUUCUCAAUGAAGUCGACCUAUCUGAUCUUUCAAGCCAUUUGGUGUACACUAAUGUGUACAGGCCCCAAAUACUGGAUGGCUCAUUUACUCUACAUGAUGUAAAUGUGGAUGGCAACGUUGAUGUUAAAAACAUCAAUAGUGUCGACAUGAAAGAACUUAACACCAUGGUUGUCAGAACUUCUGGAGACUUUACAUUAUCUGGUGAUGUAACCUACCAGAAAGACUUCCAUGUGUCAGGAAACCUGAUCAGCCCAAUACUAAAUGGUAUUGUUAUGGAUAACAUUGUAGAUAAAGAUACCACCACCAUAAAUGGUGUCUAUACCUUUACAAAUGCAAACAUUAAAGCAGCUAUAGGCUGCUCCAACAUCAGUGGAAUAAAUCUAAGCGUAGAUGUUGUGACUGUUGAUGCUGACCAGACUAUAUCGGGCGCUUUAACCUUCACUGACGACGUGUUGGUAACUGGCCCUGAAGGAGUAAAGAUGUUGGAUUCUGUUACCAUUAAUAACAUCGACCCCUAUAGCCUUGAUAAGAUGGAUGACCAUGGAAACCUCUUCGUAGAAAAGGCUGUUGUCUUUAAUGCACCACUUCAUGUGACAGAGGAUGUAGAUGUUGAAGUUAUCAAUGCAUUGGCACUCAAAGGCAUAGAAGACCGUUAUUGGAGAAAGGAAACUGAUCAAGUAAUUGAUGUCUUGCCAGAGAUUGUAUCUACCACUUUCAGUGAUUAUGUGACUGCUAAGAAUAUAAACAACCACCAGAUGGCAGACUUUUUGUCUGUGACAGGCUCCCAAACCAUCAAUGGAGCCUAUACCUUCCAGGGAUUGGUAACCAUAAAUGGACAUCUCAAAGUAACAGAUGGCAAAGUAAUAGAUGGUGUGGAUGUAUCUUCACUACAUGAUAACUUGGUAACUCUAUCUGAUAAUCAAGACAUAGAAGCAGAGACCACCUUUGGUAAGGUCAUCAUAUUGGGUGACUUGGUGCUGAAUGGUGACCUCAAUGGAUGGAAUGUUGUGACCGACUUGGUACGGCUUGACCAAUCACUGCCCCAAACUGGGAGUCUUGCAUUUUUGGACAAAGCUACAGCAACAUCUCUGCAGCUGUCUAGUGCAGACCUUACUGUUCAGAGCCUUAAUGGAAUGGAUGUGAAAUCUGCUACAGAGGAUUUGGUCUUGGUAAAUGAAGAUGCAUCACUUGCUGGGCCCCUGAAGUUCACCUCCAAUACGAAAGCUAAUGACCUCUUCGUUAGUGGAACUGUUGAUGGUGUUGAUGUGACGGAUCUUGUAGACCGCAGCCUUAAGAAGACUUCUGCUACACCACAGGCAGUAACGGGGGCAAUAACGGUGAACAAGGGAGUUCACUUUGAUCAGAGCCCAUCUUUGACCAUGGUUAACAGCAAGGACUGGACCACCUACCUUAGCAAGGUUGUGCCACAAAAUUACAAUGGUGCAAUUGGCGGAAAGAAGACUUUCACAAAGCCAGUAUCUAUAUCCGGCAACUUCAACCCAACUACACUAAACGGGUUUAGUGUAGUUCCACUAUCGGACAGAAUACUGACAAAGAGCACAAACCAGAACGUUGGCAGCAAGUACACCAUCAAUGGGGAUGUUAUGGCUACUAAUGUGGUUGCAGCAGAAAUUGAUGGAGUGUUGUCCUCAAAUCUCCUCCUCCUAGAUGAGAGCAGUAUUGUAUCUGGCAUGGUGGACUUUGCUGAUAACUUAAUCAUUGCUGAUGUAACGUCCGAGUCUCGAGUUCUUGAUGGAUGCAAUGUAGUUCAGUUAAACACCUCAACCAUCUGGAAAAAUGGUAAUGGAGAUGUGGUAAUGCCCUUCAACAUGGCAGUAACAAAUCUUCUAGUUAAAAAAGAUGCAACUGCAAAGGGUCCAGUAAAAGCUGGAACAAGCCACAUGGAUGUCUUCCAUUUCCUGGAUAAGAUAGUUACAAAGUCUUCCAACCAAGAAAUAACAGGCACAGUAGAGUUCAUGACAAACUUGUCUGUGAAUGAUCUUCUAACAAACACCAUAGAUGACGUUUAUGUAGACAAUCUCUAUGCUGUGACUGUUAUGGACAAUGAAGCAAGUGUAAUAGACUGUGAUACAGACUUCACCAAAGUUCUGACGGUUGAUAAUCUGAAAGUAAAAACUUCCCUGCACGGAUCUGGUGUUGAAGGGGUGUUGAUAAAUACAAUGAAUGUAACGGAUGUGAAUACCCAUGCAGUCCACUUGACGGGUGGACCAUACAUGAUAACUGGUGACAAAACUUUCAACAGUGGUCUCUCUGUUGGCGAACUUGCUAUUGAUGGAUCACUAGAUGGAGUACCUGUAGACAACUUGGUGGUGCUCUCGGAUCAUAAUAGACAUGCUGCCAAUAUCCUCUUCAAAGCUCCCAUCUCAAUUAGUGGAGAUCUACAGGUUGAUGGGCUGUUGGAAAAUGUGAACCUUGAGCAGCCCCUAUCUGACAGGAUCAAACUAGAUGCUACAGAAACAUUAAGCUCAUCUAUUUAUUUUGAUGGAUGCCUCUAUGUUGAUACCAUAGACGGAGUCAUGGUGUCAGAGAUUGUCUUUAAAUCGGGAAGGAUGCAGCAGGAGAUAGAAGGAGUAAAGCCUUCUCUGGAGGGUUACAUGUAG